AUGGUUCUCGACCCUACGGUGAGACAGCCACCAGACGGGCUCUCCCUGAAUCAAUGUCUCCACAAAGGCCGCGCAGACAUGCCGACAGUAUUCGCCAUUUUGCUCAGGGUUCGCACUUUCAAAUAUCUUGUAGCCGCCGAUAUUGAGAAGGCCUUUCUCCAGAUCGGAAUCGCCGAAGAACAUCGUCCCAUUUGUCGCUGGCUACUUCCGCGAGAAAUCAACAAGCCCUUGUCUUAUUCAAACAUCAAAGUCUUUGAGUUCUGUCGUCUUGCGUUCGGUAUGAAACCGAGCCCAUUUAUGCUCCAAGAAACGAUCAAAGCACUUUUCAAAACCUGUGGUUCAAACCUGGGAUUAGAAUCUUUAAAAAAUAUCUACGUCGACAAUCUUUAUCUCGAAGCUAACUCGCAUGAAGAAGCUCAGAGAAAAGCCGAAGAGGCCAGACAGUUGUUGCUGGGAGCGAAAAUGAAUCUCCGGGAAUUUCUCUCAAAUGGUGUCUUAAACAUGCCAGAGGAGUUAAGAGGGGAUCCUUCCAAGGCUAAAGUGCUUGGUAUCACUUGGGAUAUUUCAAGGGACGUCAUCGCGAUCAAGCUGCCAAAAGUCCCCUUAUUACAGCGGUACACCAGGGCAGAUUUGUUGUCCACCAUGCACUCGCCUUACCUACCGCUCGGUCUCAUCGAUCCAUUAUUGGUCGACCUCAAACGUCUCUUUCAGGAGACUUGGGCACUACCGCAUAGAGAUUGGCAUAGACCCUUACCUCAGCAGUAUGUAGACGAGUGGUUAAGGAUAACAGCGUCAUGGAGAGAACAGACAAUCGAGUUCCCCAGAUAUACCCCAGUCAACAAUGGAGACGAAUUGCAUCUCUUUGCCGAUGCUUCGGAUUAUGCAAUCGGCGCGGUAGCGUACAUUGUCAACUCGGACAACAGAUCGGCAGGGGGGCAUAUAGUAGCUGCUAAAGGACAAAUCGUCCCCAAAAGGAAGGUAAUAAACAAAGAAGCUUCCGAGAAAGCGGGGAAAACCAAAUACAGUCGAACGGAUAGCCCCUACUUCACGAUCCCUCAAGCCGAAGCUGCGGGUGCCAAGAUGGCCUGCGGCCUGGGACCAGUCCUGCGAAAACUGUUAGAGAAAGAUCUUAAAAUUUAUUUCUGGGGGGACAACACUUCAGUGCUUCAGUGGAUUCAGAACGGAGCGACGGACCAGCCACUGGUAAUCAGGAAUAUCCUUAAGUUCAUUUGGAAUUCGGAAGUCACAGAAUUCGGCUACGUGCCUACAGAAAUGAAUCCUGCGGAUAUUAUCAGCAGAGGGACGACUCCAGACAAGCUAAAUAACUCCUCACUCUGGAGGUUUGGACCCCAGUUUUUGCAGCUCGACCCGGAACAAUGGCCGCCGGUGCAGCGUUUUCAUCUGGAGGGAGAACCCCAGGAAGCCGACAUUUCAGAAGGGAUAACCCUCACAACGAUCGGAACCCCUGGAGUCAUUUCUGUUAUCCAAAGAGUAUACGGAAAGUCAUCAUGGCCAAUGGCAGUCGGAGCCAUCGCUCAAGUCCUCAGGGUUGCCGACCUCAUUCGCCUCCGGAGCACACCAGGUUUCGUAGUCAGAGAUCAAACUGAACUUCGUACAAUCGCGAUGACUAAGAUCCACCUUCUCGAUCAGCAAGCGCAUCCACCCACGGAGGAACAGAGAGAUAAGUUAAGGUUGUUCAAGGACUCAGAAGGUGUUUUCCGCUCCCGGGGACGGAUUGGAACAGCUAAUCUUCCUUAUUACACAAAAUACCCAAUUUUCAUUCACCAGUCUUCCCCUCUUGCGAAACUGAUCCUCCGGCAUGCACAUGAACGCAUGGCGCAUCAAGGAGCCAGAGCAACUUUGUGCUGGUCGAGAAGACGCUAUUGGAUACCGAAGCCCAUUCGCUCGGCCAACUCCGCCAUCAAGUCAUGUUGUGUUUGCUCGCAGCUCAGCUCGAAUGCCUUCCCAGAAGCAGUAGCAGAAGCGCUUCCAAGAGAAAGGAUAACGAGGACAGCGCCCUUUGAAAAUGUGGGCGUCGACGCCUUUGGGCCUUACAUGAUCAAAGCGGAGAAGGGGUUCAAGAAAAGGUGGGGGAUUAUAUUUACUUGUGCGACGACUAGAGCAAUUCAUCUCGAAGUGGUAGAUAACAUGUCAGCAAAGGCUUUCCUAGAGGCUUUUCUCAGAUUUAAGUCGGUCCGAGGAAUCCCGAAUAUUAUAAUCUCUGACAAUGGGACUAACUUCACAGCCGCCGCUCCAGUCAUAAUCCACAAAUUCGCACCAGACGUUGACAUUCGCUGGAAAUUCAUUGAUCCAGGUUGCCCCUGGAAAGGCGGCUUUUAUGAGAGGCUCAUCGGAAUGGUUAAGCGAGCGUUCCAACGUUUGUCGAGACAAUUUAAAUCGUUUUCCGACUCUCAGUUCAUCACCCUCCUCAAAGAGGUGGAGGACGCGAUCAAUCACAGGCCACUGUUUCGAGCAGAAGAGACGCCAGAUGAUUUCUCCCCGUUACGACCAGUCGAUUUCUUACGUCCAGCCGGUUCCAUGUAUGUAAAUCACUCUAUUGGGGUCCAGCAGGACGAUCAAGACACGUUGUAUGUACCAAAGUCAUUGCAAAACGCAAAGAAAGACUGUCGUAAGACAGAAGAGUCCAAGCUGUUUUUACUGCAUCAGUCUCUGUUAGCCACAUUGAACAACUUGUGGUCAGGUUGGUCAGAAGAAUACCUACUCAACUUGCGUCAGCUGGAUAAAGGUCCGAAAGACAGGCGUCUCGGUCAGCGCGUUCCGUCAAUCGGUGAAUCCGUCCAUAAAGAGCGAAUUUGUCAACCGCUCCAAUUGGAACACAGGCAUCAUAGAAGAGAUCGUGCCGACAAGGGACGGCACUCCUCCAGUGAUGGCAGUGGUCAGAGUAAGGAACCACAGAGUCAAAGAUGUUGA
This is a messenger RNA of Bursaphelenchus xylophilus (pine wood nematode), 2931 nucleotides long. The record is from the annotation of a GenBank genome assembly. Lineage: Eukaryota; Metazoa; Nematoda; Chromadorea; Rhabditida; Aphelenchoididae.